Solenopsis invicta (red fire ant) is the source of this 1596-nucleotide messenger RNA. RefSeq names its product queuine tRNA-ribosyltransferase accessory subunit 2. Bases 369 to 1544 code for a protein of 391 amino acids. Gene Ontology annotation, molecular function: tRNA-guanosine(34) queuine transglycosylase activity. The record is from RefSeq and is a predicted model, not a curated record. Lineage: Eukaryota; Metazoa; Arthropoda; Insecta; Hymenoptera; Formicidae. The transcript is spliced from 7 exons.
UAUGAGGAAUAUAACCUCUCUAAAUUUUGACAGUCCCACGUGAAACGCCGGGAUAGUCGUUUGCAAAUUUCGUUCUGCUGGAACAGUAAUUUUUGUUGACUCUUUCUGUUACUAGUGUUCAGUAUAGAUGCCUCGUUCUAAAUUUUAUUUUUAAUAAUUAUUAUCGUUAUUCUCUGUCUUCGUAAAAAAGUAAAUAAAUCUAUUAUGUAAAUGUUUAAUGUUUAUAUGGUAAAAUCUGAAAAUUGUGUCGAGGUUAUAUAAAAAUCACAUUUUAUCAAACAAAACCAAUUUGUACAAUAUAGCUUAUUAAGUAGAUCAGUUAUUUAUUGACAAGAAUUUAUCAAAGAAAAAGAUAAUAUAGUAAAACAAUGAAAUUUUUCACUGACUCUGUAGCACGUUGUGCUGCACGGAUUGGUACAUUAAGUGGAUUUGAAAGAUUACCAAAUAUUUCUUUCGAAACACCUUUACUUCUUAUUUAUACAAAGAGUGGCAGCAUACCACAUUUAACAAAGGAUGUCUUUAAAACUGUAACAAAGGAGGAACAAUUACUAUCUGUCUCACUUUCAUCAACAAUAUUAAUGUCAGAUGUUAUUAAAGAACUGGACACUUCUUUUGUGGAUUUUGUUAGUAUGAAGGAAUAUAUAAAUUUUUUAUCAAUACAUGAUCCUGCACAUACCACCAACUCUGGCUUUCAGCAAUUAAAUUCUAUUUCUGUCUGGUCCAGAACAGGAAGAGUUGUUGUUACAGCAAAUAAAUAUAUGGAAUUUGUGCAAGCUUAUAAACCAGAUCUAUAUGUUGCUUUAUGCGAUGGAGAUACAAAUAUUAAUAGCAGCGCAAAACGAAUAUCAAAGGCAGUGCUUCGAAGUAAAACUUUAUUAGAACAAUGUUUAGAUAUUCAUCUGCGCUCGGAUACUCUGAAAUCGAAAGGAAUACUAGGACCCGUGGAGGGUGGUUAUAACUUGCAAGCUAGAAAGGAAUCUAUAGAUUAUCUGAAAGAUAAGCCUUUGGCAGGAUUUGUAAUAGAUGGAUUACAUAAUAAUGGACCAAGUGUACAGAAUAUUUCAUCAGAGCAAAUUAAACAAGUAGUACAACAUACUAUUAAUUUGCUACCUACUGAUAAAAUUAGAGUAUCAAUGGGCUGUUGGAAUGCUGUUACUGUACUAGAUCUCAUUGAAUUAGGAGUAGAUGUAUUUGACUCGUCCUAUCCUUAUGUAAUUACCGAACAAUCACAGGCUUUGACUUUUAUGUGUGAUCAUGACGUUUGUGAAAAUAAUCAAUAUGCAAUAUCAAUAGCGGAAAAGAGAUAUGCAGACGAUUUUUCCCCUAUUUGUAAACAAUGCAAAUGUCUUGCGUGUCAAAAUCAUACAAGAGCAUACAUCCAUCAUUUGCAUCAUACCAAGGAAAUGCUUGCUUCAGUACUUUUAAUGAUACACAACAUUCAUCAUUACCUUCAAUUCUUCAGUGUCAUUCGCACUAAUAUAAAAAAUGGGACAUUUAAUCAAUUUCAGACGAAAAUUCGUUUAAAAUAUGCAUCUACCAACUGAAUCUACCACUGUAUGAACAUUGUUUUUAAUAAAUUAUUUUUUAUCUUAUAAA